UUUGCGGUGGCCGGGGCGGUCAGCACCGCAUUGCCGCCUCCUUCUCACCCGCCUCACGAAAAGGCAGGCAAGGCAAGGCCAACCCGUCCCCUCCCUCCUCCGUUGCUUCAGUUCGUCCGUUCCAUUCCAUCCCAUCCCCUCAUCUAAUCCUCUGCUUCCUCGACCCCGGCCUGCAAAUCUCCAGCCGCAGCGGUGCCUGAGCAUCUCUGCCCAAAGGAGGAAAUUUUAGCGAGAUUGAGAGAUCCGGAGGAUGCCUUCUAGGGCCAUGAACCGGCUGUUCGUCGAGUCCGCCUCCGGCAGCGGCGGCUGCCGGGACGCCGAGCCGGUGCUCUGCGCGCCUCGCCCGCGCAGGGUCCAGGUCCACCCAUGCAGCGCCGAUCUCAUCCUUGGCCCGCCGCCCUUCCUGCUCAACAAGAGCAGCAAGGAAGGAGGCAGGACCAAGCCUGCGGAGGUGAGGGAGGAGGAGGACGCGGGUUGCUGGGCGGUGUUCGGCGGGUCGCCGCCGGCGCGCGCGGACAACCCGCUGGUGCACGACCCCCACUUCCUGCUCAACCAGCAGCGCCACCCCGCGGCGGACCCGACGCCGCUGGAGCUCGGGUUUUUUGACCACCGGAGCCGCACCAGCUACGUCCACCGCCCGACGUAUAGCAGCAGCAGCAGCAGUAAUAACAGUAACAACAGCAGUUUUGCCCCGUCGUCGUUCGCGCCGGCCGUGAGGAUCCAGGGGUUCGACGUCGCCGCGUGCCGGAGCUCCCACAGCAACGGUGGCAGCCGCGUGCUGUCCGCCCGCGCCUGAGCGAGCUCCGCCCGCGGCGGCGGCGCCGAGCCCGCCCGCCCGCCCGCCCGCCCGCCUUCCCCCCGCCCUGGGAAGAGGAGCAGGAGGAGGAGCAAGUCCUCACAAACCUUGUACAGUUUUCGCCGUCCGGCCGGCCGUCGUACUACUACCACCACGAUGAUGAUGAUGAUGAUGCUACGUGUGCUCCGUUCGUCCGUCUUUCUUGUGGUAUAUACAGCAGCGGGUUUUUCAUUUUUAUUAACAGCAGUUCAGUUCAGAUCAGAAUCAGAAAUAGGCAAGAGGCGACGGGGAGAUUACGACAUCUUCUCCUCUCGCCAAGAAGAGUACAAGUAGAUUGAUGUUCGCCGAUACCACACCACACAGCAGCAGGGAGCGAGCUGAGGGUCAAAGAGAGAAGAAACUGAAAUUCUUUUCCUUUAUAAUUUUUUUUACUGGGUUUUGUCAGCAAGGUUUUCUAAAAGUUUGUGUUUUGUGUUCGUGUUUGUAAACUAGCAUAGCAUGGGUCGAUCGAUCCAUCUCUUGUUCGUUGCUGUGAUCUGGGGGUGGAGCUGUCUGUAGAUAUAAAAUUCAGCACUCAGGUCGGUCAGCGUUCGUGUUCUUGUAGUAGUUGAGAGAAAAAAAAAAAAGAUGUCAGCUUCUCGCUUUGCUUAAGCGAGCGAUGAAGCUACCGCCAUGUAACCAUGGUUGUACUUGCUAGAAACAAUAUGUAUAAAAGAAAUGAAACCGUGUACAUACACAUGAUAUUUAUAUGCAGUGAUCAUCAUCA
Messenger RNA from Sorghum bicolor (sorghum), 1562 nucleotides. RefSeq lists its product as uncharacterized. Bases 251 to 796 code for a protein of 181 amino acids. NCBI's taxonomy places the organism in Eukaryota, Viridiplantae, Streptophyta, Magnoliopsida, Poales, Poaceae. The transcript has 2 exons. The record is from RefSeq and is a predicted model, not a curated record.